Molecule: messenger RNA, 3666 nt
Organism: Trichosurus vulpecula (common brushtail)
Lineage: Eukaryota; Metazoa; Chordata; Mammalia; Diprotodontia; Phalangeridae
Gene: HNRNPA3
Product: heterogeneous nuclear ribonucleoprotein A3
Exons: 11
Coding region: 62-1204 (380 amino acids)
Molecular function (GO): RNA binding
Source: RefSeq, a predicted model, not a curated record
CCGCCUCUUCCUCUCGGUCCCAUAUUGAACCCGAGUUGGAGGCGGCGAGUCCGGUCUCAAAAUGGAGGUAAAACAGCCGCCCGGCCGCCCCCAGCCCGACUCCGGCCGCCGUCGCCGCCGCCGGGGGGAGGAGGGUCAUGAUCCAAAGGAACCAGAGCAGUUGAGAAAACUGUUUAUUGGUGGCUUGAGCUUUGAAACUACGGAUGAUAGUUUAAGAGAACACUUUGAAAAAUGGGGCACUCUCACAGAUUGUGUGGUGAUGAGAGAUCCCCAAACAAAACGUUCCAGAGGCUUUGGCUUCGUGACUUAUUCUUGUGUAGAAGAGGUAGAUGCAGCAAUGUGUGCUCGGCCUCAUAAGGUUGAUGGGCGUGUAGUGGAACCAAAGAGAGCUGUUUCUAGAGAGGAUUCUGUAAAACCUGGUGCACAUCUAACCGUGAAGAAAAUUUUUGUUGGAGGUAUUAAAGAAGAUACAGAAGAAUAUAAUUUAAGAGACUACUUUGAAAAGUAUGGCAAGAUCGAAACUAUAGAAGUUAUGGAAGAUCGACAGAGUGGAAAGAAGAGAGGAUUUGCUUUUGUAACUUUUGAUGAUCAUGAUACAGUUGACAAAAUUGUUGUUCAGAAAUAUCAUACUAUUAAUGGGCAUAACUGUGAAGUGAAAAAGGCCCUUUCGAAGCAAGAGAUGCAAUCUGCUGGCUCACAAAGAGGUCGUGGAGGUGGCUCAGGCAAUUUUAUGGGUCGAGGAGGAAACUUUGGAGGUGGUGGAGGAAACUUUGGCCGUGGAGGAAACUUUGGUGGAAGAGGUGGAUAUGGUGGUGGUGGUGGUGGUGGCAGCAGAGGCAGUUAUGGAGGUGGAGAUGGUGGAUAUAAUGGAUUUGGUGGUGAUGGUGGCAACUAUGGAGGUGGUCCUGGCUACAGUAGUAGAGGGGGUUAUGGUGGUGGUGGAGGACCUGGAUAUGGAAACCAAGGUGGUGGAUAUGGUGGUGGUGGAGGAUAUGAUGGUUACAAUGAAGGAGGAAAUUUUGGUGGUGGUAACUAUGGUGGCAGUGGAAACUAUAAUGAUUUUGGAAAUUAUAGUGGGCAGCAGCAAUCAAAUUAUGGACCCAUGAAAGGAGGCAGUUUUGGUGGAAGGAGCUCAGGCAGUCCUUAUGGUGGUGGUUAUGGAUCUGGUGGUGGAAGUGGUGGAUAUGGUAGCAGAAGGUUCUAAAAACUCAACAGAAGAGGGUUGAAUGAAAACCACUUGCCUAUAUGAGGAAUGCCUUCAUAUCAUCUUAAAUUCGAAGGUUUCUGGCUGGGUAAGACUUAAAACAGUGUACUACAGAAAAAUACCUGCAUAUGAUGUCAUUUAGUGGCCCUUUCUAUCUUACAUUGUCCCAUACACAUUUUAAAUAUUUCAUCCCUAGCCCAGUUAAUGGGUGAUUUUAUGGCCCCCCAUGUAUGCAUCAUCAUUUUGAAACUAGCCGUUUGCUUAAUCCUGGGACCAUUUUAACACGGAAGCUUUGGUUUUAUAUUAUAAAGCAUUUAGAAGCCCUUUGAAGUAGCCUAUCAGCCUCAAGUCAUUUGUGACAAGCUCUUAGAACAAUUAAUUACUGACCAGGUUGGGUAACAGAUGAGAUAAUCUAAUGUAAGGGGGACACAAAGCUUAUUUACAUAGAACUUGAAGGGUAUACAAGACUAUACAGCAACCCUGUGGAGAUCAUUAUCUCUUUUACAGAUGAAGAAACAGGCUCAGUUAAAUGACAAACCCAUGUCAGGAGGUUCUCUGGGGCUAAAAGAUAGUAACUUUACGUAAUUGAAGUGAAACAUUGCUGCCUGUAUAGCUUUUUUAGAUACAGAAUUUGCCUAAAGUUUAUGGGGGCUUUUAAAAGCUGUUUCUUAUAGAAAUGAUUUUCAAGUACUGACAUUUGAUAUUUGUUUCUAUUUGGGUAAAUUUGAUAAAUAUUUCUAUCAUCAUACCUCUUACUUGGAAACCACUUCUAUUUUUUAAAAAUGCUUUUUUAAUGUAAAGAUUUAUAAAAUAUAAUGAAACCUAGCUCAAGGGAGUAUUUAUUAUGUGACACAUCAGAGUUUUAUUAAAACUUCAGCUCUGGUUCUUUGUUCAAUUACCAUCUCUAGAGUUACUCUUUGAAAACAAUUCAGCCUUCUUUUUUGGGCAUUAAUCACAAAUAAUAGGAGAUUGUGUUUUCAGUACUUAAGUAUAUAAGUGUACAUCACUAUAACAUUUGCUCCUACCACUCACCACAAAGGACUUAAUAUUUCCUCUCAUACAAUAUAGGUCAAUUCCCAAUCUGGAUUCAUGUGUUUAACCAUUAAACACAAAUCAUAUUUUUACAGUGCAAAACAUUUUUAAUCACAGAUCAGAUUAAGAUAAGACUAUUUUAAGUGACGAAAUUAUAUUGGUAUUUUUACUAAAGUCAAAUACACAUUUGUAUACUCUUUUUUUUCCCCCUCCUCCCCAAAAAAAGGUGGUAACCUAACCAUAAUCCCUCUCUUGGGGAACAGAACAAAACAUUUUUCCUAAGAUGAAGAGGACAUUUGUAGUAAAAGUUAAAAGUACUUAGAUUUUCAUUGUUGCAAUUUGAUUUUAGAACUUUAUGUAUCUUAAAAAUUUCUUCUGAAAAUAAAGGGCUAUCCCAUAGUUAGGGAAUACGUUGCAUUAUUUUUGAAGGUCUGAGCUAAUAAGAGUUUUGUGAGUUAAGUCUCACAUGCAAAUCAGCAGGCAAUAAAAUUUUAUUAACCUCCAACAGGUGAGUAAUUCUCUUCUAAAAUAACCUCCCUGAAUUUAUAAUGGUCACAUACACUGAAAAUAAAAACGUUUGGGGCCUGUCAUGUCAAUAGCAACAUAGACUUGCAGGAGCAAAGCUCCUUAAGAUCUUACAUGAUUUCUUCACUUGGUUUAGUGGUUUCAUUUCGUCAGAAAUUUUGGUUUGGUAGGCCACGUGGUAAAGAGUUCUAAAUGACAGGAUAUUCAUUCAACCAAAAUUUUUGUUCUUGAAAACUGAAAAGCAGUCAACUAAAAUAUUCAACUGUCAAAACUCCCUGAGCCUAUUGAUUUUCCUGAUUAUGAUGAACACAAGUUUAACAUAGGCAAAAUAAUGUACACAUUGGAUAACUCGAUUCAAAACUUUAGAAUAUUUUCCACUGGAAGGGUGGGACAUUGGAAGUUCUUAACCACGGUUAUUGGUGGGAUCUGUAGUGCCUCUAGGGUACAGUAGACCAAGCAAUCUUAUUUACUCCUAUGCAAAUCUCUAUAUCCUAAAAAAAAAAAUGUGUAACAAGUCCUUGUCUGGAAACAAUUUUCUACUGAGGAGAAUCCUAAUUUGGCUAUUUGACACCAAGUUAGCAGAAGAUAGCUUAUAUUGCAGAACUAAACACGAGCUGAAUGGUGGAAACAGUUUUGUUUUCAAAGAUGGCAAUUAAGUGCUGCUGUUGAAGCAGGUGACAUUUCCAAAAUGGCAGGGUUUCUGUCAUGAUGUGGAAAGAUAAAGAAUGCUACACAAACUGCUGUUACAUUUAUUUGCUAUUAGGGUAAUUGUAUAAACUGGAAGAAUUUUAUACAAGUACUUUAAAAAAUAUUCUGGAUGUUAAAAACUUAAAAGGGGUUGCUUAUAAUGGAUUAAAAUUCAUGUAACUAUAGAACUACAUUUUCAUUAAAAUCUUUUUGUAAAA